UUAUCAUGUGAUUCAAGUUUCUAUUGUCCUGGAUUGACCCACCUCUGCUCAACCUGUCUGUUUAAAUAUGUUUGUAGAAAACAUUACAGCAGUGUCAUGUUUGGAGAAUAGAAACCGAAAGUUAUUGAUGCUGAGACGGAAAACGAAUGUUAAGAGAAGGGGAGGGCUGUGAUGCGCUGCUGCGGCUCUAUAUAAACAGCUGAGAGAAACUUUCUGGACAGCUGAGCAUCUUUGUUUACCUGUUGGAGAUUCAACGUUUACAGAGAGGUUAUUUUGCUGAAAUUGGUUAAAAGACGACGGUCAUCAUGGAUAUAACCAUCACUAUGCUGAAUGGGAGGUCGGAGACACUGAGGGUCAAUCCGAACAGCACAGUUGGCUCUCUGAAAAAGCUCAUCGAGAGCAAACUGGAGGUCUCUGUUUCCAAGCAGAAACUUGUCUACGAAAACGGCCAGAGGAUCUUUCUGAGCGACGACUCCAGGACGCUCAACUCGUACGGGAUACCACCCGACUCCCGGAUCCACCUGCUGGUCACCGAGCCAGUCCCGCCCAAAACCAUCCAGGUGUUCCUCAAAAACGAGAAGGGUCAGACCAGCACUUACGACAUCACAGUCGACGAGACUGUGGAGAAGUUCAAGACUCGAGUGGAGCACCGAGAAGGAGUGGCGGUGAGCCAGCAGAGACUGAUCCAUGAGAGCCGGGAGAUGAGCGGGGGAAAGCUGCAGGACUACGGCGUGAGGGAGCACAGCACCAUCUUCAUGACUCUCCGUCUGAGAGGAGGAUGAACACUUUUACACCCAUUCAUUCACCUUUUACUUCUUCUUCUUUUACUUUUAUUCCGAUACAUUCCUUUGCAUAAUUUUAUUUAUUUAUUUUCAAUGUGUCAUUACAUUUAUAUGUCUACAAUGACCACAGGAGAGCAUAUCAGUGAUUUAUUUUAACAAAUACAUGU
Messenger RNA from Cololabis saira (Pacific saury), 949 nucleotides. RefSeq names its product polyubiquitin-B-like. The transcript is spliced from 2 exons. Gene Ontology annotation, biological process: proteasome-mediated ubiquitin-dependent protein catabolic process. Gene Ontology annotation, molecular function: polyubiquitin modification-dependent protein binding; ubiquitin binding; proteasome binding. The record is from RefSeq and is a predicted model, not a curated record. Lineage: Eukaryota; Metazoa; Chordata; Actinopteri; Beloniformes; Belonidae. Bases 306 to 782 code for a protein of 158 amino acids. Gene Ontology annotation, cellular component: nucleoplasm; cytosol.